CACGCCGGAGCAUCUGAGUUCCUUAAUGCUUGUGAAGGUGUGAGUCAAAUCGUGCCACAUCGCACGAAGAGUAUUUCAUCAUGCUGAACUAUGCCAGAAGUGAACAGCAGAUCGCUGAGUUGAUAUCAGCUGUUGGUUGUCUUGGUGGGUGCGGCCGUUGCGGAGGAAGCAGUGAAGGUGGAGGAGAAGCCCGUCACAGUGGUGGCCAAAAUGGAGGACAAGAUGGCGCCUGUGGUGGCAAAGGUGGAGGGGGAAGGGGUGGAGCUCGGCUCCAGGACAGGCGCAGUCGACAUCGGUGAGAGGAGCGCCGUCCCAGCAGCUCCCAUUUACCCGACGCCGUACCCGUCCUACUACUGGCCGUACUACGUGCCCCUGGCAGCGCCGUCGCAGCUGGCCCGCUCGGACUCUACAGGAGCCGUGACUACAGUGCCCUACUACUACCCGUAUGCCUACACGUAUCCCUACUACACGUAUCCGUACGCACCUGUAGUGGCGGCAGCACCCGUACCUACCCUUCGUGUGCUACCUGCCUGGAAAAAGUAAGGGACUGUGGCGGGCUAUCAGCACCUGCAAACCUCAGCCAAUUCCACGCGCAUACAGUGUUGUGGUGCAUCAUAAUUACAUAUGCAUGUAA
Schistocerca nitens (vagrant locust) is the source of this 634-nucleotide messenger RNA. RefSeq lists its product as uncharacterized. The transcript is spliced from 3 exons. NCBI's taxonomy places the organism in Eukaryota, Metazoa, Arthropoda, Insecta, Orthoptera, Acrididae. The coding region runs from base 211 to 543 and encodes 110 amino acids. The record is from RefSeq and is a predicted model, not a curated record.